AUGGGAGGCCACGAAGGAGGAGCACCUCGGACCAUUUCAACUUCCACUCUCUCGACCGACGUGGUCGCGUUGGCCUUCAACCACCCUUCGAACCUGCGCAAACGGCACAGGCUGGGCUUUGAUGAGCCAACCUUGCACAACAUUUGGGACAGCAUGUCCCAAGCAUUUGCAGGAGACAAUCUCCAUGGCCUAGUCUGGCACUGGCUUUACCCUGAAUACGCGGCUGUGGGUGUCAGCCGCCAGCAUGCACAGAACCUGACACGCCGGGCCCUUGCUUUCUACCACGGCAUCUACGGCGAACUCGGGAAGCGGUUUGUGUUGCCGCGACAUUUGUGCCUCACUUGCUGCCAGCUGGGUGCCGGGCGUCUCCGGAUCAUGGUGGUGCGCAACCCUUUUGAGCGCCUGGUGUCCUUCUUUCGGCUGAAGUGGCUGGGGUCGCAGGCCAAAGUGAGCAACCGCUGGGCGGAUUUCCCUACAUAUGUGCGGUAUGUGAGUGAGAUCUUCAAUUAUACGGACGCGUACCAGACCUUGCCGGACUUCUUCCAGCAUGGCAAACGCAUGCCCAACAGCGUGCAGGAGUUCGAGCAAAACGAUCUCCUCCACACUCGUGCCGUUGCGGAGUGGCUCGCCUCAGCGCAGCCCAGGCCCCUCAAAGCCAAAGAUUUCUUGCAGAUCCAGGUCGAGCAAUUGAACUCGGGUAUGGUGGAGUUGGCGAGACAGCUCUGCGAGACGCUAGGAUACUGCCGGCCGCUUCCGAUCAUUCCCAAGGUCAACUCCUUCUCCAAGCCCAUCUCGCCAAGGAUCUGGGCGGGCUGCUGGCGCGGUGGUGUGGCGCUCCAGGCCGUUCACCGCUACAAGCUUGACUUCCAGGAUUUGGGAAUCAUGCACAGCGUCCGUCCCAAGAUCUUUCCGCGAGGUGCCAGCCAUUUGCGUGGUGUUGGCAUGCUGAGUGUGAGGUUGAAGGACAGCCAAGGUCAUCCAAUCCGCUUUGAAAGCCGGAAGAAGACAGCCAUGGCCGUCACAUGCGGGGUCUCCCUUGGGGCCUUCUUUGUUAUUGCCGCUGCUGCGUUCUGGCUAAUGGGAUUGCUCUUCGGCUGGAACGGCCCCGACACGCACUUCCAGGAGGGCCUCACGUACCACGCGUUCAACAUGUUCUGGUUCUACUUGGGCUUUGCCACGGCGAUUUUUGGUGGGGUCUACGCUGCUUAUGCUCGAGGUUCCAAGGCCUUCGCCCGUGAGCCACAAGACGUCCAGGAGGAGGAGCCGAAGGACAAGUCCGCCCCAGAAGCCGCACCUACGCCUUAUGUCAUGCUCCCCGCUGAACCCUGA
Symbiodinium pilosum is the source of this 1329-nucleotide messenger RNA. NCBI's taxonomy places the organism in Eukaryota, Dinophyceae, Suessiales, Symbiodiniaceae. The record is from the annotation of a GenBank genome assembly.